This is a messenger RNA of Telopea speciosissima, 962 nucleotides long. RefSeq names its product beta-carotene hydroxylase 1, chloroplastic. Gene Ontology annotation, molecular function: iron ion binding; beta-carotene 3-hydroxylase activity. Gene Ontology annotation, biological process: xanthophyll biosynthetic process; carotene metabolic process. The coding region runs from base 30 to 956 and encodes 308 amino acids. NCBI's taxonomy places the organism in Eukaryota, Viridiplantae, Streptophyta, Magnoliopsida, Proteales, Proteaceae. The record is from RefSeq and is a predicted model, not a curated record. Gene Ontology annotation, cellular component: chloroplast. The transcript has 7 exons.
UUGAAGCUUGAUACCAUCACAGAGCUCCCAUGGCGGCCGGAAUUUCCGCCGCUACGAGCACCAAAAUGUUCCUAAGAGACCGGAAUUCAUUUUUAUUUCGAAAACCCAAUUCUAGCAUCAGUCCCUCUUCGCUCUUUUCUCCCAUUGUUUGCCGUCCACUCGGUGUUUUCCAGGAAAGGAAGAAGGUUAGGGUUACUCUCUGCUUCGUUCUGGAGGAGAAAAAACAGGGGAUUGGUAGUUCCGCAGAAGAAGAUAUCACGGAAGAGAGUCCCGAUGAGGUUAAUCCGAUCUCACAGCGAAUGGCUGAGAGAUUAGAGAGGAAGAGAUCAGAACGGUAUGCUUAUCUCGUCGCAGCGGUCAUGUCUAGUCUCGGGAUCACUUCGAUGGCUAUUGCUGCUGUUUAUUAUAGAUUCUAUUGGCAAAUGGAGGGCCGAUUGGUUCCUGUUUCGGAGAUGUUCGGCACAUUUUCUCUAUCUGUGGGCGCUGCUGUGGGAAUGGAGUUUUGGGCUCGAUGGGCUCACAGAGCCCUUUGGCACGCUUCGCUAUGGCAUAUGCACGAGUCUCACCAUCGACCGAGAGACGGUCCCUUCGAGCUGAACGACGUGUUCGCCGUCAUCAACGCCGUUCCUGCCAUUGCUUUACUCUCCUUCGGCUUCUUCCACAAGGGCCUCCUCCCUGGCCUCUGUUUUGGUGCUGGUUUAGGAAUAACAGUGUUUGGUAUGGCUUACAUGUUCGUCCACGAUGGUCUGGUUCACAAAAGAUUCCCAGUUGGACCAAUCGCCAACGUCCCUUACUUCCGCAGAGUUGCUGCAGCUCAUCAAAUCCAUCACUCAGACAAGUUUAAUGGAGUACCAUAUGGGUUGUUCUUGGGUCCUAAGGAGCUAGAAGAGGUGGGAGGGUUGGAAGAGUUGGAGAAAGAGAUCAAUCGAAGGAUAAAGUCAUCCAAGAGUUCUUGAUGAGAG